Messenger RNA from Ailuropoda melanoleuca (giant panda), 2024 nucleotides. It is a transcript of the gene CEP57L1, whose product is annotated as centrosomal protein 57 like 1. The record is from RefSeq and is a predicted model, not a curated record. Bases 378 to 1817 code for a protein of 479 amino acids. NCBI's taxonomy places the organism in Eukaryota, Metazoa, Chordata, Mammalia, Carnivora, Ursidae. The transcript has 12 exons. Gene Ontology annotation, cellular component: centrosome. Gene Ontology annotation, molecular function: microtubule binding; identical protein binding; gamma-tubulin binding.
GUUCAAGCAAUAUGGCAGAUUAGAUGUUCAGAGAAACCUCCUCUAGUAAAGAACUCAAAUGCUGUAUAAAAUGUUAAAACAGCUUUUGGAAGGCAUGGCUGAGUUGGAAGCAAAGUAAGGGGGAAAAUAUGAGGCUCUAUCUAAUAAGAAAGCCCAGUUCCAUAGAGAUAAUUGAGCCCUGGAACCCAUUUUAUCCCUGAGGACACCUUCCAUGAUCUCUCAUGGCCCAGAACCUGGGCAUUAAGGUGUUUCUGCUUGCAUGGGGCAAAGGACAAAAUCUGACUGUCAUGCUCACUGGGAACGGCAACUUAGAUAGAUGCAGUCUCCCAUGGGGAACAGACAGUAUCUGAGCAGCAACAACCUGGAGGGAUGGAGACAUGAUAAUGGAUUCUGAAUUAAUGCAUAGUAUGGUUGGAAGCUAUCUUAAACCUCCAGAAAGAGUGUUUAUUCCAUCAUUUAGCCAGAAUUAUGAAUCAUCUCAGACUCACCACUCUGCAAACUUAGAAGUUACUGCUCCUAAAAUGCUUCAUAGUCCAAAUAGCCAAGCUCUUAUUUUAGCCUUAAAAACUCUUCAGGAAAAGAUUCAUCGUUUAGAGUUGGAGAGAACACAAGCUGAGGAUAACCUAAACGUUCUUUCCAGAGAAGCAGCACAGUAUAAAAAGGCCUUGGAGAAAGAAACAAAUGAGAGAAAUCUGGCACACCAGGAACUGAUAAAGCAGAAAAAAGAUAUUACUAUACAGUUAAGUUCAGCUCAGUCUCGUUGUACUCUUCUAGAGAAGCAACUAGAAUAUACAAAGAGAAUGGUUCUCAAUGUAGAACGAGAGAAGAAUAUGAUCCUAGAACAACAGGCCCAGCUUCAAAGGGAAAAAGAACAAGAUCAUAGGAAGCUGCAAGCAAAACUUGAAAAGCUUGAUGUCUUAGAAAAAGAAUGUUUUAAACUUACAACCACUCAGAAAACUGCUGAGGACAAGAUUAAACAUUUAGAGGAAAAACUGAAGGAAGAAGAACACCAGCGUAAGCUAUUUCAAGACAAAGCAUCUGAACUUCAAACUGGACUUGAAAUCAAUAGAAUUUUAAUGUCUUCAGUAUCAAAUCCAAAACGCUCCAAGGAGAAGAAGAAGUCUUUGAAGAAAACUAAAUGUUUAAAGGGAGGACCACCUCAGCAAAUUUAUUCAAAGCUUGGAUCACCGCCUAUUACGGCUGAGAAGUCUUCCAGUGCAAGCUAUUCUGUGAAUGCAAGUAUGCAAAGCCUCCUGCAGUUGAUGCAACAUUACGGGCCACAUACCUGUCAGAAACUUACUGAAGUUACGGAGCCUCGCUGUCUCUACAAGCCUACUAGAAUAACUUCCCAGGGUAAAGCUGAACCUUCUGAUUCAAAAAAUUCCAUUUCUAUUGGCGACAAUCUGUCUGAACUUUUGAUGGCAAUGCAGGAUGAGCUGGACCAAAUGAGUAUGGAGCAUGAAGAACUACUGAAUCAAAUGAAGGAAACUGAAAGUCAUUCAGUCUGUGAAGACAUAGAAUGUGAACUAGAGUAUUUAGUUAAGAAAAUGGAAAUUAAAGGAGAACAAAUUUCCAAACUGAUGAAGCAUCAAGACAAUGUCCGUAAACUGCAGCAAAAAGUUCAAAACUCAAAGAUGAAUGAAGCUUCAGGUAUUCAGCGAGAAGAGAGCAACCUUAAAGGAUCAAAGAACAUAAAAAAUAGUCCCAGAAAAUGUUUGCUAACUAACUCUCUUCAGAAGAACAGCAACUUUCAUCCAGUACAAGUCCAUAAUCUUCAAAUGAAAUUGAGAAGAGAUGAUAUCAUGUGGGAACAGUAACACAAUAGUAAAACUGUCACCUUAAAUGAACUCUGUCAGUGAGAUCUUGAAUUGUCUAAAGUGGUUUUAAUUUAAUAUGCCUUUAUGAGAUUUUGAAUUAUGUUUCUAGUCCCUAUAAAGUGUCAGGCUGUAGUAUUUUUAAAUUAAUGCCUAAUGACCUCCUACGAGUCACAAAUAAUAAAUGACUGUGUUUUUUCUCUUACUGAC